Messenger RNA from Pyrenophora tritici-repentis Pt-1C-BFP, 1125 nucleotides. Its product is annotated as DedD, protein conserved in bacteria. NCBI's taxonomy places the organism in Eukaryota, Fungi, Ascomycota, Dothideomycetes, Pleosporales, Pleosporaceae. The record is from RefSeq and is a predicted model, not a curated record.
AUGCCAACACACACACCCUCACCACACCGCUUCUUAACCCCCAAUCCGCCCUCGGCACAAAAGUCGAAGAAGCCACAAUCCAAUCUACGCAAUACGUUCGCCAUACAAACGCCCCCGCUCGCGAAGAAACCGGCGCAAAAACCAGAGCUGCAAUUCAAGAAGUUGACACCUGCGAAACGCUUCGUCAUCGCGCCUGCGCAACACAAGAUAACCGCUGCGACAGACCAUGGACCGAGCAAGGAGAAGCACGAAGCGGCGCGGGAACUCCAACUCCAACACACGACCCCGCGGCCGAAGCCACCAAGGAAGUUUGAGCGCGUAGAAAGCAUAGAAGGAUCACAGGAACACGAACCCAACAAUAACAACAACGACGAUGAUGACGAUGAAAUGCUCUUCGACACUGCCGCACGCACCAAGCGCCGCCGCACAUCACCACCAAGCCCACCACAACUACAAUCCCCAUCGGACCCCCAAACACCCGCACCAACAACCCAUCGCUUCAAAGUACCGCCACCCCGCACACCCGCGCCCUUCCCCAGUAUAGCAACAGUAGCAGCGACAGCACCCGUACCUCCAUCUACAUCUGCAUCGCGCCCCCACUUCAUCCUCCCCGCGCUUCCCACCUCCCCACCCAAACCAGUCAAACCCCCUCCAGACAUUUUCUCCCCUUCUCGCAAAACAGCAAAGUACAUACCCGGCGGUAUGGCCUCGACGGCUGCGGGUUGGAUUGUGGAAACGGCGAAUAUGGCGUUUGCGACACAGGAUAGGGGCGGUAGUGUGCUGUGGGGACGGGAUAGGGACGAUGGUGUUAAGAUUAGAGUUCGGAUUACGGGGUUAGCGGGGAAGGGGACGAAGGGGGGUGGAGAUGAUGAUGGUGUGGUGGGAUGUUAUGCCGGUGGUGUUGUUUUUGCAAGGGGGUGUGUACAGCAUGCUAUGUAUACUGCAUCGAGCAAUUCGGAUGCAGACGAGGAGGUAUUCAUCCUGGUGGCUGGUCAAGGAGGUGUGAGAGGCUCUGGGGGUGUGCUUGUCAAGAUAGGGAGUUUGCUGGGGGUGAGAGUGCCGACUUGGGAUGUUGAUGUACGAGGGGAGAAGUGGUUGGUUGCUGUCGACUGGAUAUUGUUGUGA